This is a messenger RNA of Mycena citricolor, 5219 nucleotides long. Lineage: Eukaryota; Fungi; Basidiomycota; Agaricomycetes; Agaricales; Mycenaceae. The record is from the annotation of a GenBank genome assembly.
CCUCAAUCACUGACCAUGCUCAAUUCAUUCCUGCAUCGCCCGCCGCAGCUUUCUAAAUGCGCAGCACGCUUUCGGACGCGUUUAACAUCUAUCAAAACCCACGCGCGUUGGAAUACAGUGGAUGCCAGCAAUUACCAGCCGCGACGGGAGUCCUGGAUCACACCAACGAUGCUUCUCAUCGGCUUCAUGCCAAUCUUCACUUUCGGCCUGGGAACCUGGCAGGUCCAGCGGCUGCAAUGGAAAGUUGCGCUCAUUGACGAAUUGGAGGAGAAACUACAACUGCAAGCCUUGGCACUUCCCCAGCGAAUAAAUCUUUCCGUCAUCCCAGAGUUCGUAUACCGCAAAGUCUUUCUGAAGGGGAAAUGGGAUCACGCUCACUCCAUCCUCGUGGCUCCACGAACACGCGAAGGAGUCAACGGUGCUAAUGUCCUCACACCCCUGGUUCGCGAAAACGGCACGACUGUCAUUGUGGACCGAGGAUUUGUUGCCAAGGAUAUUGACCUCAAGUCUAUUCCGGAAGAGACCGGCGAGGUUGAAGUGGUGGGAUUGCUGAGGCUGUCUGAAGUCCGCAAUUCCUUCACUCCAGACAAUCAUCCGGAACAAGGCGAAUGGUUCUGGAAAGACGUAGACGCUAUCGCAGAAUAUGCUGGUGGUGCUGAGGCCAAUGUCCAGCCUGUGAUGGUCGAGCAGAUAUUUGAUGGCCACGAAGGCGAAGCUGGUAGCCGAAUAGCGCAAGGAAUACCUGUUGGACGGAGAGCACGGGUGGACUUGCGGAACUCUCAUCUUUCCUACGUCAUCACUUGGUACUCGCUGUCUGCUCUUACUGCCUUCAUGUUUGUGCGCGUGAUGCUAAACAAAAAGAAGAUUCGGGGUCGCGCUAUGCCUCGAUAAGAGUCGGCCAGUACUACAUACUGCAAUCUCUAUUGCUUACCGUUCAAUUGAUAAGAUAAGAUAAUCCUCACGUAUAGAAGCGAUCUCAGAAAUAGAGAGCUGCGAAUAUCAUUAUAUGAUAGCAUAUGUAUGUUGUAUACAUAUGACCCUGCGCAGCUGACUGCUGGGGGCAGACUCGGGGGAAAUCAAUCUUGGGAUCAUAUGGGGACAAUCUACAUCUCCGGUUGGGGGCAUGCCACUUGGGAGGGGAUGCCUUUUCGGUGGAUUGUCUACGGUAGAUCAGACGAAGCAGUAGGCAGACGAUGAUCCAGCUCAAGGCCGGCCAUGAGCCGAUCUGAACGGAGACGCCGGCGAUGGACAAAGCACUUCCCACGAGGCAAAAUUUCCAUUGUGACCCAAUCCGGACGCAGAUGCAUUGUCGCAUCAAACCAUGGACCCGACCAGAUAUAUAGCGUGGUCCAUACAAGCAAGAAAACUCAGUGCUCGCCGUCCGUCAAACACCAAGCAAUGCAGUAUGCCACAUCGCCCCCGACGCAACACUCUGGAGCCCAUCGGGCGCCCUCAGCAAGUGAUGCAACUCAUUCGGGCCGAGCAGCAGCAGCAACUCGGCUACGAGUUCAUGGACGAUCGUACCAACUUUCAACGUGCCCAGAGAGCAGCAGGUGAGCAGCAAGCCUGCCGUUCUCGGUCUUGACACGACAAGGUAUUGAUGGAUCGACGCAGAAGAACGCAUUCAUCACGAUAAUGAGCGCGCGAUCUGGGCCCAGCGGCGGGACAAUGCGCGCAAGGCCACGCGUGCCUACCAGGCAGCACAGCAGUUGGGACCGAACCUGCCACGGGCAGAUGGUGGCAUCGCGCCUAGUGCCGUGUAUGUAUUUCCCCGUUCUCGCAAGAUGCCGGAUGAUGUUCGUGCCAAGGAGAAAAGCCGUCUACAAGCGUUCUGCUUUCCCAGAUCCAAGCUCAAGACACCGGUGCUUCAGUCAGGUCUCUGUCAUCAGCCAAAGAUUCUGCCGAAACCGCCUCAGCAAGUGCGCUUCGCUUUCGAGCACAAAUCCCAGAAUCUUCCUCCGCCCACCAUUGCCCAAUGCUCUCCUUCCAAACGACUUGCACCCAUUCCUCCAUUCAACCCAUACGUGCGCCCACGUUCAGAGUCCAUGUCUUCUCUAAUUGAGAACGAGAUUCCGCGUGAAACGAAGGGGCGGAAGCGGAAUGCGUCGGUGUCUGCUUUGUUUGCGCGUAUCAAUCGAGAGGCAGAGAAUUAUCGAUUCAAAGCAGGCAAUGGAGCGCGAGUUUGAGAGGGAGGGGCGAUAAUAACGGUCCGCGAUCUGAUAGUGUAAUCUCCUAGGUGAUGGGGUUCCCGGAUAGUUUCUAGCAUAGUUUAUGGUCGUGGCAGUGAAAGGAAACAUGUAAACGCCGCCAUCACUGCAUCAGCAAUCGUUUCUUGUGUUGCACUUGCAUGGCCGACCCAGAGCCGCCGCCUUUGCAUGCACCCUCCGGUCGCAAACCAGUUCGCUUCCCCGAGGCGGGAAGCUCUCAACUCCAGAAACCGUUGCAGACAUCUCCUGCAAGACGACACUCCUCCCUCGCACCAACAUCCAACAUAUCACAUGCCGCCUCCACUUCUUCUGGACGACGACGAGUCGUUUCAGUCCAUCCGCCCGGGUCAACUCCCAAAUACCAGAGAUCGAAGAGGUCUAUUAGCAACAGCUUCGUUCCCUCGCAGUCUUCGCUCCGCGAAGGGUCACCAUCAUUGGUAGAAGACUCGGGAAUCAGUCUCUUCUCUGACGAGUAUGACCUCGCACCAAGGUCCGCAUUGGCUACGAAGCAUCCUUGCAUGAGGUUGACCAAAUGUCCCGCAGAUCCCAGGAUCCUGCAAGACGUCCAACGAGCUUUGAAACUCAAGGCCCGCAGAGAAGCGCGUCUGAAGUCUUCCGGCUCGCUUGCGACAUCUCACAAGACCGAUGCCGUCUUACCUGCCGUCUCAGGCAAGCCGAACUCCCCCACUAGAACUGCGUUCUCCGCCACUGUAUUCCCGUCGCCGCCUGCUGCAACGAACGGCUCUCGUGAACCCCCAACACACACAAGUGCCUCGAGCGUGCCCAAAGUGUUGAGUCUUCUACACCCUGUCCCUGCCUCGCUGGACGAGGGUACGACGCUCGACUGGACUGGAGUUGGAUCGGACGACGGGCCGUCGGAGCGGCGUUGGACCUUGUCGAUAACAAAGCAGCGGAAGGAGAAGGAUAAACUUCCUUCAAGCAGUAUUGUUGAAACGAAGGAAACCAUGUAUGCAGCCAAACUCGAUCAGAUUCAUUCAAAGCUAUCACAGAGGGCUACCGAAAAGGCUGCUGUUGUUGCGGAACAGUUGGAGCGGCGGUAUCAUCUGCUAUAUAACUCCCUCGACAGUGGACCUUUGAAUCCGUGUAAAGUGCUGCAAUGGUUGGAUGAGCAGGAAGACGCUGUCAAAUCAAACUUGGAGCAGGCAGAACUAGCUUUGCGAGUUGAGCCACGCAAGAACAAGAAGCGCUCUAGGUGGGAACUAUCUGCUUUCGUUGUUGAAGAAUAUGCUCUGGAACGCCGUGGGAUGGCCCGGGCGCCUUCGACUAGUGAUCCUUUGACAUCUAUCACCUCGUCUCCAAAUAUCCCCUUACCAUCCCCGAUUGCGUACUCUUCUCCACAGGGUUCAUCUUAUUUCAAUCUCAGCCCUGCUCUGUCACGGCAGAUGUCUGCAGAAGGGAAUCCCUUGGAGCAACAGGUCGGAUCAGGCCGGCGGUCUUUCGAGUCGCGCAGGAGUGGCGAAUCAGGAUACAGCAGCAUGUUCAGUGGAUCGUCUCUUCCAGUUGCUGUGCCCUAUUCUAUCACUCCAGCACUUCAUCGCCGAGUGGACAGUGAUAAUGCCUCAUCCAAUGACGAGCACUCAGACAGUGAAGCGCGGCCUAAACGACCUAUCCUUGCUCCAGUCCCUCGCAGUUCGACCUUGAAAGCGGUACCUCGCAAUCUUCUAUCCGAUCUCAAGCCCUCUUUGUCUCCUAUUCCGGAUGACCAGCGAUUAACAUCGCCCUCUGUCGACAGACUGACCGUAGAGAUGCCGCAGACGGCCAGAAACGUCUCAUUCGGUCGCAGCAGCAGCAGAGUUCGCAUAGCCAUACCAUCCAUGGAAGACGUCCGGGAACAACAAGAGAGCCGUCGACAGCAAGAAAUGGACGAAGAGGAAGCGAUUCGUGAUUACGAACGCAAACGCAGGUUACUUGAAGUCGUCACUUUACAGAACGGCCGCGUGAGAAACAUGCUGAAUCACAUCGCUACCAGCAUUCGCGAUCAUGAGGCAGCUCAAUCAGUACUCUCAAGUAAACUGAAUCUUCCGCACAAAGGUCUCUCGCGAGAUCUGAUGGAUGCAUUCGGUCACGACCCUUCGACGGUAGUCGGCAAUACCCGUUCCUCAAAGGGGUGGCGCGCUGUCGAGGAAAUCCAUUCUCGGCUGGCGCAGCAACGCGAAACGUUCCGGCACUUUCAUGCGCAUAUUUCGAACCGCGAGAUCGAUUCGGGUCCAGAGAGUGUGCUAGAGGACAAGAUAUCUUCGCUGUCGCAAGCCCUAGAACAACUCGAAGUGGAGCGACACAAGUUCUCAACGAAAGCCCUGGCUGCAGCUGCUCUGCUACAGAAGACUCAGACACUGCAAACAAAGGUCAAGAGCGAGUAUCACUCGACCCAAUCCCAUACCUCGGCGGGGUACCCUGAGGCAAGUAUCUCCGCAAUCAUAAAUCUGGAAGAGAGUUACAAGGAUCAGUAUCAGGUAUUCUGGGAAUGGGCGAUGGACCUUGCCACCAUCGUCCUCGACGUCGUUGCACCCUUCUGGAGGAACUACGGCAGGGCGAUUGUCGACGACGUCCAGCAUUUUCUCAUCAUCCCUCUCUACCGUAACGAGUUCACGGGUGAAACCAAGCGAUACGCUAUCAAACACUUUCCGCGCCGAUCCCUCCGCCAUUGGGUCUGUCUCUUCCUGCUCUUCCUGGGGACGGUCACGGUUUUCUUAUUGAACCUACGGUUCGCGCUGUAUUGGUCUUCGAACUUCCGACUGGUUGGUGUGCCCAUGCGCACGCUUGUGAUCCUGCCCUACUGGAGCUUUCUUCUCUUCCACUGGUCCGCUGUCUCAUCGGAGCUCGCGAUCGUAUUGACUCAGCUGGCUGUCGUUCUUUGGUGGCUCGGUUGGUCCAUUAAUAUCUUCACAUGAGCAUUAUCUACACAUCGGAAUAUCACAAUAAUUGUACACUAGAGCAUUUACAGUAUCAGAUAAUACUAUGAGCCAGGAGGCUCGGGCAUGGUAACAGACA